Molecule: messenger RNA, 816 nt
Organism: Protopolystoma xenopodis
Lineage: Eukaryota; Metazoa; Platyhelminthes; Monogenea; Polystomatidea; Polystomatidae
Source: the annotation of a GenBank genome assembly
CUGCCUCAUCAAACUCUUUCAUCCUUUUACCUUCCACAAGAGCAAAUUGGUUCGCCGAUCUCCGGCUCAACCCGGUCGGAUGAUUCGAACCCUCGCGCAGAUGCCAUUGCCUCUUCCGCCUCCUCGUCGUCUGCCACCAGCGACCUGCUGCCAGCCGAUGCUGCAGACAGUUCGAGUUCGUCUCCGUCCACCGGCUUAGAAGACGCCUCCUCCAUCUUCGGACAGUCGAACCGCCCAAAAGCCCAGUCCGACAACGGUAACGUUGCAGUCGGUAUUGGCGGCAAGAGUCUCAUCGCCAAGCCACCCGGUGACAGCGUCUCGGUGAAGACAGAGUCCGGCCAGGGUCCGAGAGCGACCUCAGCGGGGACUCAGACUUCGGCCGGCGACUCGGCAGAGCUGGCCACAGCUGCCUCGAUUAGACUGUCCAUACGAGAGCAAGAGUCCUUUUUUAUAACGCAUUUGCGAGCCGUCGACCCGGACGAAGGAGAGAAUGGCCGAAUCGAGUACCAAGUCAAGCCGGUCCUGGCGCCGGGGGUCGGGCCAGGACACUCCGGACACGCACCACCGGCCCCGGCACAUCUCAGCUUGGUCGUCGUGAACCCGCAUUCCGGCGAGCUUAGGCUCGCCAGGCAGAUGAGCAGGGCCGAUCUGGGACGACAUGUGUUCAUGGUGAGCGCCGUGGACGCCGGAAGGCCGAGGAUCAGGCGAGAGGUGAAGGUGAGUGCAAGUUGCUUCAAGUCUAGUGCCAAAGUGAGGCACUGGGAUGGGAGUGAAAAAUCAAGAAUAACAGAUACUAUAAAGCUCAAAAAGGGAUAA